AUGAAGAUGAAUUUUGAAUAUCGCGUGAAGAAGUCGACAAAAAGUUUGUACACUGUCGGAUGCAUUGAGGAUGGGUGCAAAUGGAGCCUACGUUCAAGGAAAAUUAAAGGUUCAGAUACUUUUCUUAUCUCUACAUUCUAUGAAGUUCACAGUUGCACUCGUGAGGUAAUGAAACAUGACCACCAGCAAGCUCGAAGUCGUGUAGUGGGUCAGAUUAUAAAGUCCACAUUUAAGGAUGUAAGUCGACGUUAUAAACCGAAGGAUAUUGUUAAUGACAUGCGGAAAAAUUAUGCUGUUAACAUCCGAUAUGGAAAGGCGUGGCGUGUGAGAGAGAGGGCUUUGGAACUACUAAUGGGAUCGCCGAAGAAGUCGUACACUCUUUUGCGUAAAUACGGUGAGGCGUUGAAAUCGGUGAACCCGGACACGGUAUUUUCAUUGAAGUUGGAGGACGAUAAAUAUUUCCAAUAUGCAUUCAUGGCCCUAGGCUGCUCUAUCCGGGGGUUUAGAAGUUGCAUUCGCGCCAUACUUGUCAUCGACGGUGCACAUCUGAAGGGAAAAUAUAAAGGUGUGAUAUUGAUAGCCUCCUCUGUUGAUGGUAAUAAUCAGAUAUAUCCAACCAAUCCUUAA
Molecule: messenger RNA, 627 nt
Organism: Momordica charantia (bitter melon)
Lineage: Eukaryota; Viridiplantae; Streptophyta; Magnoliopsida; Cucurbitales; Cucurbitaceae
Source: RefSeq, a predicted model, not a curated record